AUGUUAAAUAAAGAUCCUAAUGCUUUUAAUUUUAUGUUGGAAGUUCUUGGAAAAACAGGAACUAGUAAUGCAAAAAUGCCCGAGAAGGUGACCUGGAGGAGGCGGAUGAGCAUUUUGUGCCAGCUGCUCAGAAGAUACCAAGAGUCUAAGAAGAUUGAUCGCCACAUGUAUCACAGCCUAUACCUGAAAGUAAAGGGGAAUGUGUUCAAAAACAAGCGAAUUCUUAUGGAACACAUUCAUAAGCUGAAGGCAGAUAAAGCCCGCAAGAAGCUCCUGGCUGACCAGGCUGAGGCCCAUAGAUCUAAGAACAAGGAGGCACGCAAACGACGUGAGGAGUGGCUCCAGGCCAAGAAAGAAGAAACCAUCAAGACUCUGUCUAAAGAGGAAGAGACCAAGAAAUAA
Molecule: messenger RNA, 402 nt
Organism: Elephantulus edwardii (Cape elephant shrew)
Lineage: Eukaryota; Metazoa; Chordata; Mammalia; Macroscelidea; Macroscelididae
Product: 60S ribosomal protein L19-like
Exons: 3
Coding region: 1-402 (133 amino acids)
Biological process (GO): translation
Cellular component (GO): cytosolic large ribosomal subunit; ribosome
Molecular function (GO): RNA binding; structural constituent of ribosome
Source: RefSeq, a predicted model, not a curated record